AUGAAACUAAGGGAUCUCAUAAUGUGUGUCUCAAUGACACCAUUAACACUCGCUACUCAGAACUGUUCCACUUUAAAACAUAUAGAAGAAAAAACAAAUAAAGACUAUGUCCAUAUGACUUUUAAGAAGACAUAUGGUGAUUCAUAUGAAAAUUCUUCUAGAUAUCGUACAGAUAUUCGUCGAAUAUAUAAACGUGACAGUAAUGGUUUUGAAAAUUUAACCAUGGUUAAUCAAAAUAGUUUUUAUUCAUUAACGUUAGGAAUCGGUUCAAAUUCUCAAAAUGUUACCGUAUUAGUUGACACUGGAUCUUCCGAUUUAUGGAUCAUGGGUGAUAAUAAUCCUUACUGUGACAAUACUACUGUUCAACAAAACAAUAAAUGGUAUAAUUCUCACAACAUCGACGAUAGUAAUAAGAUUAAUUGUACAGAAUAUGGUACUUUUGAUUCUACGAGUUCAAAAUCAUUUAAAUCUAAUGCCACAUAUUUUUCAAUCCUUUAUGGUGACAAGACAAGAUCAAGUGGGAUAUGGGGGUAUGAUAAUGUCACUUUACCUGGAACAGACGUCAUUCUACCAAAUUUAUCGUUUGGUGUUGCAAAUUUAUCGAAUUCAUCUGUUGGAGUCUUAGGUAUUGGAUAUCCACAAUUAGAAGUCACAUAUAGUGGUGGUAAUGGUAAUUCCCAAAAAUCACAAUAUAUGUAUAAUAAUUUCCCAUUGCAAUUAAAACAACAGGGAAAUAUUAAGAGUAAUGUAUAUUCUUUAUAUUUAGGAGACUCAAGUCAAUCAUCUAUGGGGAAUAUAUUAUUUGGUGCAGUAGAUCAUUCUCGUUACAGUGGCCAAUUAUUUACAGUCCCUAUAAUCAAUACAGUGGAAAACUUUGGGUAUGAUAAACCAAUUCAAUUUGAUAUUACAAUGAAUGGUGUUGGUAUAACAAUAAAUAACAAUGAAACCACAAUAACUGAGACCAAGAUGCCUGCGUUAUUAGAUUCAGGUACAUCGUUAAUAUAUUUACCAAGACAAAUAGUUUCAAACAUUGCCAAGACGAUUAAUGCAACACAAGAUUCCAAAUAUGGAUAUAUUGUCCCAUGUAAUAUAUUAAAUCCAACACCAUUUAAUGAUACUGAUUUAGUAUUUAAUUUUAAUGGAGUAUUAUUUCAUACAGAUAUAAAUAAUUUUCUUUUACAAAUUAGUUCUGAUACAUGUAUGUUAGGCAUAAUACCAUCAGCAGAUAAUUCUACAACAAGUACUAUAUUAGGAGAUUUAUUUUUAUCAAAUGCUUAUAUAGUAUACGAUUUGGAUAAUUAUGAAAUUUCUUUAGCACCUGCAAAAUUUAAUAUAACAAAAGAAGAAUCUAAUAUUGAAGUUAUUAAUAGUAAUAAUGGAACUAUACCAAAUGCUAAAAGAGCACCGGGAUAUAACAAUACUUGGUCAAUAUCAGAAUCAUAUACUACCGGUGGUAAUAUUUUUACAUUAACUAUCGAUACCACUACGACAAAGAAAAAUAAAAUUAGUACUUCAAAAACAAAUAGAAAAUCUAUUAAUAGUGUUACAUCUACACUGACAGUGAUAGAAAGUCGUACAACUACAGUUAGACCUACAAUGACAACCAUUCCAUCUUCAUCAUCAUCAUCAUCAUCAUCCAAAGAUUAUGAUAGCAGUACUACUAAAGAUAAGAAAAAGAAAAAGAGCAAGAAACAAAAACAAAAUUCAACUAGUAGUAACAUUGUUACAUCUGAUAAAGAUAUAAUUCUUCCAACUACUAUAGAUAAUUCUAUAGAGGAUAGGAUAAAUUCACAACAAAAAAACAUUGAUUCCGUUAUAAUUAAUCAUAAUUUAGCUAGGAAAUCAAGUCAUAAUUUAUCUAGUGUAGUUAUUGCUAUCUCUACAUUAUUACUGUUAUCAUUAUUUCUAUAA
Messenger RNA from Maudiozyma saulgeensis, 1911 nucleotides. The record is from the annotation of a GenBank genome assembly. NCBI's taxonomy places the organism in Eukaryota, Fungi, Ascomycota, Saccharomycetes, Saccharomycetales, Saccharomycetaceae.